CAAAAAUUAAGAUCUCUGUUUUUGUGCAUCGUCAGGAUAUGUUGCACUUUGCCUUCUAGCCUCCUACUCGUGAUUUACCGUUGCCGAAAAUAUGGAAUCUCAAGCGUCCAAGACGGGCGACUUUUUCUACGGCUGGGAUCUAUUGUUCAAGACUAUCCGGGCUGAUGUCAACAAGAAGGCCGACGUGCUGAUGGCACUGGUGCACUUUCUGCUGACCAAGCACUAUAAGUUUCGCUGCGUGGGAAUUGGCGAUGAUAAAACACUGUCGGAGGAGGAGGUGGGAAGUGAGCUGCUUCCUGACAACUGGAACGACGAUGACACCAAGUACUCGCUCCGCUAUGAGCACGAAAAGGUGCUCUAUCUGCUUAUUGCUCACAUAAGCGAAGAGGACUUGCUUAUCAAUUUAUUGGACAUCAAUACCAAGAAGGUAUCCAAUAUUUGCAUCGAUCCCGAAAACCUGGUGGCCGCUGUUAACGGAAACAUUACCACACUGGUGCCAACUGCUUCGGAGGUUGUCGACCGUAUCCGCAAGGAGCUGUUGGACCCGGUGUUCAAUGGAAAUUCGCGCGAAGUGACCACUCAGACCAUCACAGAGACACAACGAUCCAGUGCACCGGAUCCACUGCGCAUAGGGCCACCAAGACAUGGCGGAUCAUUUAUGCCCGGAGGAUAUGAGCCUCGCCCUUUUGGCUUCCCGGACAUCGGUCGCGGGGACCUGGACCCACUCGGUCGCGGUGGUCCUGGUAAUUUAUUCCCGUUCCCCUCGCAUCCCGGCAUGCCUGGAAAUGGUAUCUCAUAUCCACGCUUCGAUCCGUUUGGACCCAUCGAUCCGAACUUACCCAACCGCGGGCCCAAUCCAGACCACAUGCGCCCACCCAACUGGGACUCGGAUUACUAUAUGUAAAUGGAGUACUCGCAAUGAGGAGCAACAAAAAUCAAUAGUUUAUAAUCCAUAGUGCAGGUACAUAUGGAGUACUUAUUUGGAAUGCAAUGGGAUUUAGAUUGGAUUUCCUUGAAAAUAGUUUUAUUACGGUUCAUACACAAAUACAGAAUAUUUCGAUAUACAAUAAAAUUCAAUUCAGCCUGCAAA
Drosophila persimilis is the source of this 1090-nucleotide messenger RNA. RefSeq names its product proteasome inhibitor PI31 subunit (gene PI31). Gene Ontology annotation, molecular function: proteasome binding; endopeptidase inhibitor activity. The transcript has 3 exons. Gene Ontology annotation, biological process: proteasome-mediated ubiquitin-dependent protein catabolic process. The coding region runs from base 92 to 904 and encodes 270 amino acids. The record is from RefSeq and is a predicted model, not a curated record. NCBI's taxonomy places the organism in Eukaryota, Metazoa, Arthropoda, Insecta, Diptera, Drosophilidae.